CACCUUUAAAACUACCAGCACUUCUUCUUUCCCACACACUAUACAUCCACAUAAACAAUAACUGGCACAAUGAAACUCACUCUCUUCUCCGCCAAAUCAUAUGACACCCACUACUUCAACCAGACCCUCCAAAGUCUCCACCCUGAUCUAACCACCAUAACCGCUCACCCAUUCGCUCUAACCGCCUCGACCGUCUCCCUCGCUCGCUCCAGCGAUGCUAUCUGUGUCUUCGUAAACGAUACCCUUGACGCUACUGUCCUGCACGCUCUACACUCCUAUGGCGUCCGUGCCAUUCUCCUCCGCUGCGCCGGCUUCAAUAACAUCGACCUCCCCGUCGCCGAAGCCCUCGGCUUUUUCGUCGCCAAUGUCCCCAGCUACUCUCCCGAAGCUGUGGCCGAGUUCGCCGUGGCGCUGAUCCAAACCUUGAACCGCAAGACACACCGUGCCUAUAAUCGUGUGCGCGAAGGCAACUUCAACCUGGAGGGUUUUCUGGGUCAGACUUUGGCAGGGAAGACGGUGGGUGUGGUGGGAUUAGGCCGAAUUGGCAUGGCAUUUGCGAGAAUUAUGAAGGGGUUUGGCUGUGUUUUGCUGGGAGCAGAUCCAUUUGGUGGGGAGGAGUUCGAGAAGGAGAUAGGAGGAAGUUAUGUGGGGUUGGAAGAGCUGCUGGGACAGAGUGACGUGGUGAGCUUGCAUUGUCCGUUAACAGAGGGGACGCGGCAUUUGAUCAAUGCAGAGAGUCUGUCAAAGUUGAAGAAGGGGGCGAUGGUGGUGAAUACAUCGCGAGGUGGAUUGAUCCACACGAGGGAUGCAGUACAGGCGUUGAAGGAUGGAAGAUUAGGUGGACUGGCGUUGGAUGUGUAUGAGGAAGAAGGGGAUCUGUUCUAUAAUGACCAUUCAGCGGAAAUCAUCCAUGAUGAUACGUUGAUGCGGUUGAUGACCUUCCCCAAUGUCCUUGUGUGUGGACAUCAGGCCUUUUUCACGCGUGAGGCACUGAGUGAGAUUGCCCAGGUGUCAUUGGACAAUUUGGAAGAUUGGGCGAAGAAGCGAUCAUGUAAGAAUUCGUUGGUUAGAGAGGGGCAUUUGUGGGUUGAGGAGGAUAAGGAGCCGGUCCGGCUGUAGAUGUGAGGCAUAUCUGAUAGCUCAGUCGUACAUACCAACCUUGAUCUGUAGUAAUAUACUUGCCAGAUUCUAUAUUACUAGGAGCUGUGUUGGGCC
Aspergillus welwitschiae is the source of this 1215-nucleotide messenger RNA. RefSeq names its product 2-hydroxyacid dehydrogenase. The coding region runs from base 70 to 1119 and encodes 349 amino acids. The record is from RefSeq and is a predicted model, not a curated record. NCBI's taxonomy places the organism in Eukaryota, Fungi, Ascomycota, Eurotiomycetes, Eurotiales, Aspergillaceae. The transcript has a single exon. Gene Ontology annotation, molecular function: D-lactate dehydrogenase (NAD+) activity; NAD binding.